Molecule: messenger RNA, 1200 nt
Organism: Anopheles moucheti
Lineage: Eukaryota; Metazoa; Arthropoda; Insecta; Diptera; Culicidae
Product: mucin-5AC-like
Exons: 2
Coding region: 1-1200 (399 amino acids)
Source: RefSeq, a predicted model, not a curated record
AUGUUACGCACUGCGAUUGUUCCGGUAUGGUGUGUUGUGAUUGUGUGUUCGAUCGCGAUCAGUGCUUUGGAUGAUCCGGAAGAUGGUUCCACCUCCUGUACGCAGAUAGACUUCGACGAGGCGACGCUUUCUUCGCUGCGCAAGUGUGAUUACAAGCAAGAGUUUAUCGCGAAACGAUACGAUGCGUCGAAUCAGUUCGAUCCGUAUCGUCCGGAGGCUGUGCACUAUCUGUCCCAUCGUUGGCAAGGGCUAUCGUGCGGUGAAACGGUGAAUACCUACUCGUUCAAUGAAGAAACCGAGCUACGUAUGGCUUACAACCUAGUGUUUGAUAGUGGUGCUUUGCUGGAGGUGCGUGUGUUUGAUGAAGAUCGCAUGGAUGCUGAGAAUAAACCGACGCUGGUUGAGGUUUGGCACACUGUAACCUCCACUGAAGGUUGGGGAUUGUUCCGCGAGAAGCUCAACAAAACUGUGAAGAAGGCGAGGAUUCAAAUCGAAGCAAACAUCAACGCCGGAAGUGAUUUGGCGAUAGAGUACUUGACCAUAUUCAACUACGAGGUGGAAACAGAGGAGUGUAGCAACAUUGAUGAGUUUUCGACAACCGUUGCUGCACCGUCAUCCAGCGAAGCUGCAACAAUCACUACAACAACGAUUGCUGCGGAAACAACCACUCAACAACAACCUGUCACAACAACACCUCCUCUCGAUACAACGGUGACGCUGACAACGGAAACAUUCCCGUCCACCGUGUUAUCAACCGAUGACGACGAAACAACGGUUACUACUGAAAUAUCGACGGAAGAAACGACCAUAAUGACUGAGACUACUACUGUUACGGCCACUAGCAGCACAACCGAGAUACUAACAACGACCACCACCAAUGCACCACGGGAUGACACUUCAGUACAACCGGUCACCAGCACAACACAACAAUCGACCACCUCAUACUCCACCAUUCCAACGACCGAUAGUACAAAGUCUACGACGAUGUUCUCCACCACUGAAAAUGGUCCAUCGCUCGUUGAACCACCUAGCCCAAACCAAUGGCUGUGGAUGACAUUGGCAGCAGUGUUUGCGAUACUAUUCCUGCUGGCGACCAGUGUCGCCAUCUACCUGUGCCAUAUAAUCCGCCAUCUUGAGCGGACCAGUACACGUCUGUUGGAUGAUGUCUGUCAAUAUCCACAGCGGCGGAUCAAACGGUAG